Plectropomus leopardus (leopard coralgrouper) is the source of this 2179-nucleotide messenger RNA. NCBI's taxonomy places the organism in Eukaryota, Metazoa, Chordata, Actinopteri, Perciformes, Serranidae. The record is from RefSeq and is a predicted model, not a curated record.
UGAACACACACACACACACACACACACACACACACACACACACACACACACACACACACACACACACACACACAGCUCUCUGCAGUCAGUGUCCUGCAGCCUGGAUCUGCUCUCACUGGGAAUUAUUGGCUCUAACAGUGUUUGAGGAGGAGCGCGGUCGAGGAUGUCGGAGAGCAAAGUGACGAUAGAGCCCGGGCUGAAUGGAGCCUCAAAACACCAGUCUGCAGGUUCGGGCCAACAGCGGCGCGGCGCCACCGUCAGCUUUCACAACAUCGACUACAAAGUGACGGUGGGAGGAAACUGUUUGUGUCGGAAGAAAGGAACGACCAAAGACAUCCUCAUCGACCUCAAUGGGAUCAUGAAGCCCGGUCUGAAUGCCAUCAUGGGGGCAACCGGGAGCGGAAAGUCAUCGUUUCUGGAUGUUUUGGCAGCCAGGAAGGACCCUGCCGGUCUGUCAGGAGAAGUUUUGAUUGAUGGAGCUCAUCAGCCUCCAAACUUCAAGUGUUUGUCUGGAUACGUGGUGCAGGACGACGUGGUGAUGGGAACACUGACGGUCAGAGAAAACUUCACCUUCUCGGCAGCGCUGAGACUCCCCGUGAGCGUCUCUCAGGAGGAGAAAAAACAAAAAGUCGACAGAUUGAUCCAGGAGCUGGGACUGGGCCGAGUGGCCGACUCCAGGGUGGGCACUCAGCUGAUUCGUGGGAUUUCGGGCGGCGAAAGGAAGAGGACCAACAUCGGCAUGGAGCUGAUCAUCGACCCGCCCGUCCUCUUCCUGGACGAACCGACCACCGGCCUUGAUGCCAGCACCGCCAACUCUGUGCUGCUGCUGCUCAAGAGGAUGGCGGGACAGGGCCGCACCAUCAUCCUGUCCAUCCACCAGCCUCGAUACUCCAUCUACCGCCUGUUCGACAGUCUCACCCUGCUGGUCAGCGGCAAACAGGUUUACCACGGCCCGGCACAGAGCGCACUGGAGUAUUUCUCAGACAUCGGAUACACCUGUGAGCCCCACAACAACCCUGCUGACUUCUUCCUCGACAUCAUAAACGGAGACUCAACCGCCGUCGCCCUCAGUAACAUGGACAAUGAAGAUCCAGAUUCAGAUUCAGUUUCGAUGUCUAGACGAGGGAUCGAAGACAAGCUCGUGGAAGAAUACAGAAACUGUCAUUACUACAAACAGACCAAAGCAGAGCUGGAAAAGAUAAUUCAGGGUAGGCAGACGACCACUAAGGCUCCGUCCAGAACCAUCACCUACAACACCGGCUUCCUGACCCAGUUCAGAUGGGUUCUCAAGAGAACGUUUCGCAACCUCAUGCUCAACCCUCAGACCUCCAUCGCCCAAAUCGCGGUGACCUUGUUCCUCGCUCUGGUCGUUGGAGCCCUUUUCUUUGAUGUUCAAGAGAAUUCAAGUGGAAUACAGAACAGGUUUGGCACUCUCUUCUUCAUCACCGUGAAUCAGUGUUUCAGCUCGCUAUCAUCUGCUGAACUCUUCAUCGCAGAGAGGAAACUCUUCAUUCAUGAGUACAUCAGCGGUUACUACAGGGUGUCUGUGUACUUCCUGGCUAAGAUCCUGUCUGACAUCAUUACGCUGAGGACCAUCCCCACCAUCGUCUUUAGCUGCGUGGCGUACUUCAUGAUUGGUCUGAAGCCGACAGCUGAAGCGUUCUUCACAUUCAUGUUCACCGUCACUCUGGUCGCGUACACCGCUACCUCCAUGGCUCUGGCCAUCUCCGCCGACCAGACGGUGGUUGCCAUUGCCAACAUCUUUAUGACCAUCGCCUGCGUCUUCAUGAUGAUUUUUGCAGGUUUACUCGUGAAUCUUCCGUCCAUCGUCGACUGGCUCGCUUGGUUGAAGUACUUGAGUAUACCACGAUACGGCCUCAGUGCUCUGAUGGCUAAUGAGUUCACUGGACUGAAGUUCUGCACCGAGUUGAAUUCAACUGUAACUGUGUGUGACAUUUCUGGGGAGUCGUUUCUGGAGGAGCAGGAUGUCGAUUACUCCACCUGGGGCCUGUGGCAGAACCACCUGGCUCUGAGCAUCAUGACCGUCUGCUUCCUCGCCAUCGCUUACCUCAAACUGCGAUUCAUCAAGAAGUUCACCUAAAACUUCAUCACCAUCAUCACCAUCAUCACCAUCAUCACCAUCAUCACUACCGCUGUAAUAUAAUUUAAGAAGGGAAUG